AUGGCGAUCCAACGGUCGGCAAGACUCAAUACUGCCAACCUAGGUGCACGGUUCUGGAACACGAUUGGGGAGAAUUGGUAUCUUGGUUUCACCUCAUUCGGAGGACCGCCUGUCCAUUUCAAGAUCUUUCACGACAAAUUCGUCGCUAAGCUUUCAUGGAUCGAUGAGCAAGUGUACCAAGAGCUCUUCAGUGUCUGCCAGGCAUUCUCAGGCCCUGGCAGCACUAAGAUGCAUUACUGCAUCAACCUUCUCCACGACGGCUUCCUCCCUGCUCUCUUCGGCUUCCUCCUCUGGAGUCUCCCUGGGGCUCUGGGGAUGUAUGGACUUUCUGUCGGAGUCUCUAACAUUGGCGAAUCCCUUCCUCGAGCCGUUUAUGCUCUCCUUUCCGGUCUCAAUGCUGCUACUGUCGGUAUCAUCGUUCUCGCGGCCGUCCAGUUAUCUGAGAAGGCCAUCACUGACAAAAUAACUCGCAUCCUAGUUUUUCUUGGGGCCGCAGCCGGCAUGAUGUACAAUGCGCUCUGGUAUUUUCCUUUGUUGAUGUUUCUAGCUGGCGUCGCAACGGUUGUUCAUGACUUCCGCUGGCUCCACGGCCCUGUCAAAGUCAUCACUGGGAGCUUCCAGAAGAGGGCCAAGCGGUCUCGGGAUACAUCAGAAGAAGGUGUCGAGAUGCAAACCCAGCAACAAACCACCGCAAGAGAUCACCCGGAGGAAUCCAACGCAAGUGCUGGGCUGUCCAGCCCCAGCAAAGAUAGCAACCGGUCGAGUCAGAGAAUCGAUGAAAAUGGCACUCUCCCGCUUACCGAACGCGAAGCAUCGACGGCUGAAGACCAGUCUCGGGUGGUACCUCAGGAACGACGUCUCAACAUCAGUUGGAAGUUCGGACUGCUGCUUAUUGUCCUCUUCCUGCUCUCCUUUGUUGUCGUCAUGGUUCUACGUGGUACUUUACCACAUAAAUCACGUCUAUAUAGUCUCUUCGCCAAUAUGUACCUCGCCGGUACUAUCAUUUUUGGUGGUGGACCAGUGGUGAUCCCGUUGCUCCGGGAAUAUAUUGUCGCCGAAAACUGGGUUAGCCCUCGAGAUUUCCUUAUCGGACUUGCCCUCAUCCAAGCCUUUCCAGGGCCCAACUUCAACUUCGCGGUUUAUCUUGGCAGCCUGACUGCCAUCAAUGGUGGAUAUAACUCCGCUGCUGGCGCAGUCCUCGGUUUUCUAGGGAUCUUCGUUCCUGGUCUGCUCACGGUGCACGGGACCAUGGGUGUCUGGAGUGCGAUACGAGGGUGGAGAUGGGUCAAGUCGUCUCUCAGAGGAGUUAAUGCGGCCGCUGUCGGUCUCAUCUACACCGCUGUGUAUCGUCUUUGGCAGAUCGGCCACAUCGAUGAAGGUUUUCAGCAGGGCACCAGCCUUGCCGUGGAUCCUUGGUGGGUCGUUGUGACAGCUACGAGCUAUGUAGGUGGCUAUUGGUUUCGGGUGAGCCCGCCGGUGGCGAUUAUUAUGGGAGCCGUCAUGGGUCUAAUUUGGUACGGUGUUGUCUCAGACUAA
Molecule: messenger RNA, 1536 nt
Organism: Fusarium falciforme
Lineage: Eukaryota; Fungi; Ascomycota; Sordariomycetes; Hypocreales; Nectriaceae
Exons: 4
Coding region: 1-1536 (511 amino acids)
Biological process (GO): chromate transport
Molecular function (GO): chromate transmembrane transporter activity
Source: RefSeq, a predicted model, not a curated record